AUGUCUUCCGCUAAUCUUACUGAUAUGCUGCAGUCCCACGACGCCGUUCGGAAUCGCCCCUAUCCCCUGGACAAUGUUGCUAAUGUUCCCCUUUUCCUCUCUCUUUUCGGAUCAGUGAGAUCUGUCCCCGCCAAUGAUAGCGGGAAGACUGUGAAUUCGUGA
Molecule: messenger RNA, 162 nt
Organism: Perkinsus marinus ATCC 50983
Lineage: Eukaryota; Perkinsozoa; Perkinsida; Perkinsidae
Exons: 1
Coding region: 1-162 (53 amino acids)
Source: RefSeq, a predicted model, not a curated record